AUGGCUGCUUCCGCGAAGCUCGCCCCGCGGCGCCUCGGCCUGCUAGCCGCGCAGAGCCGCAUCUUGCCAUCAUCACGCACCGCCCCGCGUCUGCCUCUCGCCGCCCCCCUGCUACGCCGCCAAUGCCUCCAGAGCGGCUUGGCCAGCAGCACUGGCGCGCGUCGCUAUGCGGCCAGCACCGCAGCAGCAACCGCCCGGCUCGUCGAGGACAAGGAGCCUGGCGUCCGCACUUACGAUACCGACUUAUAUGGCGGGCUCGACACCUUCGUCAACCGCCACAUCGGCCCUGAUGAAGCCGACACGCAGGCCAUGCUGAAGGCCCUCGAUCCGCCCGUGCAGGAUCUCGACCAGUUUGUCAGACAGGUCAUCCCGUCCGACAUCUUCUCGACCCGCGAGCUCUGGACUGAUCGUUCCGACAUCACCUGGACCGAGACCGCCUUCGAGAGUAAGGCCGGCGUGAUUCUCCGGCACAAUCGCAUCAUGAAGAGCUUUAUUGGCCAGGGCUACUACGGAACAAAGGUCCCAGCCGUCAUCCAGCGAAACGUACUCGAGAGCCCUGCCUGGUACACAAGCUACACCCCGUACCAGCCCGAGAUCAGCCAGGGCCGUCUCGAGUCGCUAGUCAACUUCCAGACGCUCGUCACAGAUCUCACUGCCUUGCCCAUCGCCAAUGCCAGUCUCCUCGACGAGGGUACCGCCGCCGCCGAGGCCAUGACCCUGUCGAUGAACGCCCUGUCCGCCUCCAGAGCCAAGCGCCCAGGCAAGACCUACGUCGUCUCGGCUACAAUCCACCCGCAGACCUUCGAGGUCAUGCAGGCUCGUGCCAAGGGCUUUGGAAUCAAGCUCGUGAAGCUCAACCUCGAUGGUCCAGAUGCCCACAGCACCAUCCGGAAUCUCGGAGACGACCUGGUUGGUGUCAUGGUGCAGUAUCCAGACACUUUCGGCCAGGUCGAGGAUUACAAGCCCCUGGCAGACUUGGUCCACAAGCAGGGUGCCUUGCUCAGCGCUGCCACUGAUCUACUGGCCUUGACCGUCCUUACGCCGCCGGGAGAGUGGGGUGCCGACAUUGCCUUUGGCACUGCCCAGCGCCUCGGUGUGCCCAUGGGCUAUGGCGGUCCUCACGCCGCCUUCUUUGCAGUCACGGACAAGCACAAGCGCAAGAUCCCCGGACGUCUGAUUGGACUGUCCAAGGACCGUCUUGGGGGUAAGGCAUACCGUCUUGCUCUGCAGACUCGCGAGCAGCACAUCCGCAGAGAGAAGGCCACGAGCAAUGUCUGCACUGCCCAGGCCCUCCUCGCCAACAUGAACGCAUUCUAUGCAAUCUACCACGGCCCUCAGGGCUUGAAGCAGAUUGCCGAGCGCAUCAUUGCCACUGCCCGGGUUGUCCAGAACGUUAUCGAAGCCGCUGGUUUCCAGACACUGCGCAGCAAGUAUGGCAAUGGCGAGGUGCUGUUUGACACUGUCGUCGUCAACAUGGGCUCGGAGCAUGCUGCCAAGGCCCUUGACCAAGCCUUGCACACGAGCUUUUUGGAGGCCCGCAAGAUCAGCAGCACCAGCCGUGGCUUUUCGGUCGACGAGGUCACGAGCCCUAGCAUGCUAUUCUCCCUGUGCCGCGCAUUUGCACAGGUCUCCAAGACAGGCGCCAGCGAAGGCGCUCUCAUCGAGCUCGUGCAGCCCGCUCUUCAGCAGAGCAUUCCGGCGCCUCAGGUCCCCGAAGCCUUCACUCGCACGUCGAGCUAUCUGACGCACCCUGUUUUCAACACGCACCACUCCGAGACUGAGCUGCUGCGGUACAUCCACCACCUGCAGUCCAAGGAUCUGUCCCUGGUCCACUCCAUGAUCCCUCUCGGCUCGUGCACAAUGAAGCUGAACGGCACCACCGAAAUGAGUUUGAUCACUCGUAAAAAGGUCUCUGACCUCCACCCAUACACCGACGAGAGCUUCACACCAGGCAUGCAGACCAUCCUGAAGUGGUUCAAGGAACAGCUUGCCUCCAUCACCAGCUUGCCUGGCGUAUCCCUGCAGCCCAACUCCGGUGCUCAGGGUGAGUUCGCUGGACUGCGCGCCAUUGCCGACUACCACGCUAGCCGUGGUGACGUCAAGCGCGACAUCUGCUUGAUUCCGGUCUCUGCUCACGGUACAAACCCAGCUUCAGCAGCCAUGGCCGGCAUGCGUGUCGUGCCAAUCAAGUGCGACACCAAGACCGGCAACCUAGACCUUACGGAUCUCGAGGCCAAGUGCGAGCAGUACAAGGAUCAGCUUGGUGCCAUCAUGAUCACGUACCCCAGCACGUACGGUGUCUUCGAGCCUGGUGUCAAGAAGGCCUGUGAAAUUGUACACAAGUUCGGUGGCCAGGUCUACAUGGACGGUGCCAACAUGAACGCUCAGAUCGGACUCUGCUCUCCUGGCGAGAUUGGCGCCGAUGUGUGCCACUUGAACCUGCACAAGACCUUCUGCAUUCCUCAUGGAGGCGGUGGCCCUGGUGUCGGCCCCAUCUGCGUUCAGGAGCACCUCACGCCAUUCCUUCCCGGCAACCCCAACGCCAUCACGCCUGGCCGGCCCCGGACCGAGGCAUUCCCCGUCAGCAGCGCCAACAACGGUAGUGCCAGUAUCAACCUGAUCAGCUGGGCCUACAACAGUCUUAUGGGCAAGGAGGGCCUGAGGCAGGCAACCAAGAUCACUCUCCUCAACGCCAACUACAUCAUGUCGCGUCUCAAGCCGCACUAUCCGAUUCUAUACGUCAACGAGCACCAGCGUUGCGCUCACGAGUUCAUCCUGGACGCUCGCCCGUUCCGCGAGUCUGCCGGCAUUGAGGUCAUCGACAUUGCCAAGCGUCUGCAGGACUACGGGUUCCACGCUCCUACCAUGAGCUGGCCCGUUGCCAACACGCUGAUGAUUGAGCCUACGGAGAGUGAGAGCAAGGAGGAGCUUGACCGUUUCAUUGAUGCUCUCAUCAGCAUCCGCCAGGAGAUCCGUGACAUUGAGGAAGGGCGGACGCCUCGCGAGGGCAAUGUCCUCAAGAACGCUCCCCAUCCCAUGUCUGACCUGAUCUCUGGUGACGAUGGCAAGUGGGAGCGGCCAUACACCCGCGAGCAGGCCGCAUAUCCCUUGCCAUGGCUCAAGGAGAAGAAGUUCUGGCCGAGCGUCGGUCGUGUGGACGAUUCAUACGGUGAUCUCAACCUCUUCUGCACCUGCCCGCCCGUCGAGGACACGACUGUCAAUGUCUAG
Microdochium trichocladiopsis is the source of this 3228-nucleotide messenger RNA. Its product is annotated as glycine cleavage system P protein. Gene Ontology annotation, molecular function: glycine binding; pyridoxal phosphate binding; glycine dehydrogenase (decarboxylating) activity. Gene Ontology annotation, cellular component: mitochondrion; glycine cleavage complex. Lineage: Eukaryota; Fungi; Ascomycota; Sordariomycetes; Xylariales; Microdochiaceae. Gene Ontology annotation, biological process: glycine decarboxylation via glycine cleavage system. The record is from RefSeq and is a predicted model, not a curated record. The coding region runs from base 1 to 3228 and encodes 1075 amino acids. The transcript has 2 exons.